ACAUUUGUUUAUUUUUUAAAUCCACUAACCUCAAGUUUAUAUUUUAUAGGUAGCAUAUUUUACAGCCACCUUCCCUUAUUUGAUGCUCCUCAUACUACUGAUCAGAGGUUUGACUCUACCUGGAGCGUGGGAUGGUAUUUACUAUUACUUGUAUCCUGAUAUAACUCACCUGGCCAACCUCAAGGUGUGGAUAGAAGCAGGAUCCCAGGUACUUUUUUCCUACUGUCUAACCACAGGAACCCUAAAUGUUCUGAGCAGCUACAACAGAUACAACAACAACUGUUACAAGGACUGCUUCUGGCUCUGUCUGCUGAACAGUGGAACCAGUUUCAUUGCUGGGUUUGUGGUUUUCUCUGUACUGGGAUUCAUGGCUCAGAAACAAGGAGUUACUGUGGACGUUGUGGUUGAUUCAGGUCCAGGUUUGGCCUUUAUCGCUUACCCUCAGGCUACAGCCUUGAUGCCUUUACCACAGUUCUGGAGCGUCUGCUUCUUCCUGAUGCUGGUUCUUCUCACUGUCGACACACAUGUAGGUGUCAGUUUUUGUUGCAAUAACAAGUUAACAAUUAUCUGGUAUUACUGGGACACAUGGAGCUCACUUUUGAUUAAUGUUUGUCCCCAGUUUGUGUUUGUGGAGAGUUUCAUCACCACAGUGACUGACAUGUUUCCAAAGCUGUUUCGUGUUCCAGUGAAGCGACAGAUCUUGGUCCUCUUGGUCUGUUUGUCCAAUUUCUGCUUACAUCUGAGUUUGGUUACUCAGGUGAGCUCAUGGAUCCUCACUGAAUCCAUAAAAAACUGAAAUAUUCUCCUAAAUCUGAUGCCCCCUGACAUUAGGGAGGAAUUUACAUCUUCCAGCUGAUUGAUUUUUACGGUUCCACCAGAGUCUGCCCAAAUUUUAUGGCAAUAUCUGAAUGCGUGGUUGUGUGUUGGGUAUUUGGUGAGUACAAACUUAAAAGCUUCCCAAGCUGCUGUUUGUUUCAAAUCUUUUUUUACUUUUUGUAAGUCAAAUGUUGUCGGUUUUGUAAACUAUGAAUUUGAUC
Molecule: messenger RNA, 1037 nt
Organism: Nothobranchius furzeri (turquoise killifish)
Lineage: Eukaryota; Metazoa; Chordata; Actinopteri; Cyprinodontiformes; Nothobranchiidae
Source: RefSeq, a predicted model, not a curated record